Epithele typhae is the source of this 1677-nucleotide messenger RNA. RefSeq names its product isoprenoid synthase domain-containing protein. The coding region runs from base 1 to 1677 and encodes 558 amino acids. The record is from RefSeq and is a predicted model, not a curated record. Lineage: Eukaryota; Fungi; Basidiomycota; Agaricomycetes; Polyporales; Epitheliaceae. Gene Ontology annotation, biological process: isoprenoid biosynthetic process; ubiquinone biosynthetic process. The transcript has 6 exons. Gene Ontology annotation, cellular component: transferase complex. Gene Ontology annotation, molecular function: prenyltransferase activity.
AUGUUGAACCUCACCAACCUGCGCACCCUCUUGUCCAAGGUUCUCGACCUCCCCGCGCUCCACACUGUCGCCCUCUUCACACCCGAAGGCGAGCUCGUAUGCUAUGAAUCAGGGCCAAGUAGGACGAAGGACCGCGUGCGCGUCAUCGUGGGCCUGAGCACGGAGAUAUGGCAGGAGACUAGGGACCACGAGCAGGUCGGGAUGGUGGACUCUGAGAUGGGUCACUUGCUCGUCGUGCCCAAGGAGAAGGAGAAAGUCGAUGACAAGGAGGAAGAGCCUCCGCUACUCCUCCUCGCGCUCAACGCGGACGCGAGCGUGCCCUGGGAAGAGCUCGAGCUCAAGAAAAUGGCUCCUUCCACACCUCCCCAGCCGCUCAAGACGAAUGAUGCGUACUUUAAACCCCCGCAUAUACCGACUUCGCCUUCGCGUACAGACCCGUACAAGCUCGUCGCGCCAGAGUUGAAGUACCUUCGCGAAACCCUCCUCGAUCUCCUCGGCUCGUCACACCCUUCCCUCACGGAGAUCGCGAAGUACUAUUUCCUUCACCCGUCAAAACAACUUCGGCCGCUCCUCGUCCUACUAUUCUCCCAGGCUACGAACGGGCUCGGCGGUGGCUGGCACGUCAAGAAGUGGGCAGCGGAAUGCGAGGGUGCCGGCGGGCGAACAGAAGAGCUGGACCGUCCACUAACGCGUCCCGACGUGCUCAACGACUGGAACCCAUCCAUGCCGGACCACACCGCUUCCUUCUCAACGUCCUUCGCAUUGCACCCUCCUCGGCCUCCAGCGGUGCCGCCGUGCCCGCCCCCAGACCUAGCACAACUAGCCGGCGCGACCCCCACGGUCGCAUCCCCACUCACGCUGUUGCCAACGCAGGUGCGGCUCGCGCAAAUCGUGGAGAUGAUCCACGUCGCUAGCCUGCUGCACGACGAUGUGGUGGACAAGUCGCCUCUGCGACGGGGCGCGCCUUCCGCACCGGUCGCGUUCGGAAACAAGCUCACCGUGCUCGCGGGCGACUUCCUCCUCGGGCGGACGAGCGCCGCGCUCUCGCGGCUUGGGGAGAACGAGGUUGUAGAGCUCAUCGCGAGCGUCAUCGCGAACCUGGUCGAAGGCGAGAUCCUGCAGCUGAAGGCGGUCCACGCGGAGGAGCUUGGUAUCACCGGCCUGUCGCCAACCGUGGGGCAAGACAGCUGGAACAUCUACCUUCAGAAGACUUACCUCAAGACGGCUAGCUUGAUGGCUAAGGGAGCGCGUGCGGCGGUCGUGCUGGGUGGAUGCAAGGACGGGGAGAUUUGGAAGGAGGCUGCAUAUGCUUAUGGCCGCAAUCUGGGCAUUGCCUUCCAGCUCGUGGACGACAUCUUGGACUAUGAGGCCGGGGAGGCGACUCUCGGUAAGCCCGGAGGAGCCGACCUUCAGCUCGGGCUUGCCACUGGGCCCGCAUUGUUCGCCUGGGAAGAACAUCCGGAGAUGGGCCCCCUUAUAAAGCGCAAGUUCGAGCAGCCAGGAGACGUUGAGCUAGCACGGGAUCUUGUGCGGAGGUCCUCUGGAGUCGAGCGCACACGAGAGCUCGCGCUAGCGCAUGCGGACAAGGCACGGGAGGUGCUGGGGGUGCUGCCCGAGAGCGAGGCGAAGGACGCACUGAUCGGCUUGACGGAGAGGGUGGUGAAACGGACGUCGUGA